AUGGCGGAAAACACUUGUCGUAUUUGUCGCUGUGAGGGCGCCCCAGAUGAUCCUCUAUUUUAUCCAUGUAAAUGCAGAGGGUCAAUCAAAUACAUUCAUCAAGAUUGCCUUAUUCAGUGGUUGAACCAUUCUCAGCGAGCCCCAAAAUGUGAUAUUUGUAACACAGAGUAUAAGUUUACAACCGUUUAUCAAGAUGAUACCCCAGAUAAGGUGCCGUUUCUCUUGAUUAUCAAAAAGACCAUUCAAAAACUGAUUGCAAUCGCCACUUCUAUUCUCCUUAUAUUGAAUGUGCUUGUAUUUCUUCUAUUACAGGUCCCAAUUUUCUUCAUGGUGGUAGGCAGAGCCCUUAAUUGGGUAAUUGAUAACAGAUUGCCGUAUUCUGAUUCUAUACUUCAUUCGGUUUUAUUUGGUGAUUACUUUCUCUUUAACAGGGAGGAGUCUCUGUUGCUUGACAGCGAUACCAUCAGUACAACAAAACUUAUUCUUUCACUUAGAAUGACAUUAUUCGAUGGUAUUUUCUAUAUUGUUUUGCUUGUCAUAGUCCAUUUGCUCUUGUUUGUUACUAGAGAAAUGGUAACGAGGGAUGAUGGAUUCCAGAAAUUAUUGAAUAAAAAAUUUGGUCCAGAUCGUAAAAGGAUUGAACGUCGUCAAUUGGAGGAGGCGAGAUUGAUUUUGGAUGAUUUAGCCAGAAAUGCUGCGCAAAGACGUGCAGAUGCUCUAAAUGCUCAAAGACUUGCAAAUGCUCAAAAUAUUGAAAAUAAUAAUCAUAAUGGCAACAUUGUAAAUGAUCAAGAUAGUGACGAUGAACUUGACGAAAACAUCUGGAUGGGCCGUAAUGAGUUUGAGCGCAAUAUCAUGAAUAUCAAUGCUCCAUUUCCAAUCAACCCUCAACAUGCAUUUCCAGAUAUCCCAAAUAACAUGGAUAAUGUGAGAGCGGAAGAUGACGAAAUCCAUGAUUUAGAUGAACCUUUAAACUUCCAGGAAGAACAGCAAAGAAUUAAUGGCGAUUUGCUUAAUCCCCGUGGAGCUGAUUUUCCACUAGAAAUGCUUCUUGGUCAACAAAAUAACAAUAAUGUUAAUAAUGAUGAUAAUAACGAAGAUGACGAUAAUAAUGAUUUGGAAGAUCAGCCAGAACGCGGUAAUUUGAAUUUGAAUGUGCGGGUGGGUGACAAUGAUAACAUUCUCCAAAUUGAAUAUGGGCUCACUUUGUUUCUGCCAAUUAAGAUCGCAUGUUUAGUAGAUCUUCUUUUAGCGCUUUGGUUGAUAGUUGCGUAUUUGAUUCCUUCUAUUAUUGGGAAGGAAGGUAUAAUUUUGUUGAAGCGUAUUUUACUUCAUCUCAAAGAUACGUCCCUAUCAAUUAACUACAUCAUGGCGUCCUAUUUUCAGAAGCCAUUAGAUUCUGCUAUCGUUAUCCUUGAUAGACACGCCCACCACCUCAUUAAAGAAUACACACCAUCCUUGAAAGAUCUUUCCUACUCAGAGAUAUUCUACAAAUUGUUUGGAUACUCUUCGAACCCCUUUUCCAAGCUUGCGGUCGACACUUUGAAUGCCAUAUACCAGGUUUUGAUCAAACCAGUAUCUUCUGUAUUCACAAAUAUUGUGAACUCAGAGUAUCCAUUAAGGACCAUUGAAAGAAUGACAAUGUUGCUUUUCAGUUAUUUUGUUGGUUUCUAUUUGUUGUACAAUUUCAUGAACUAUCUCAAUAAAAGGCGUCGCAGAGAGUCCGGUUUUAUCCUGGGUGGGAGUAGAAGGUUUGUUUGCUUCCUCUUUGAAAUAUUUUCCACAUUAAAGGUGUUUUUUAUUUUUGCUCUUGAGUUAGUCGUCUUCCCUAUAUUUUGCGGUGUUCUUGUGGAUUUUGUCAUUGCCCCAUUGAUUCUUUCAAAUUUUGAACUCAAAUUGGCUAACCCUUUUGCGGAGGCUGCUGGUGCUGAAAAAGUUACAGAGAAUAUUAUUAGAAUUUUUGCCUCAAAUGAGUUGGAUUCAUUCUUUAGUAGCAAUUCGGAUACACAUAUUAAUGGAACUAUAGAUUCUGUUGUGCCCAUUGCCUCUGUUUCAACUAAUACUUCUGUCGCUGCCGGUGUCACCGCAGCUUCCUCCUUCAAGGCCUUUUUUUACAUUUCUACUCCACUUAAGGUUAUAUAUUAUUGGCUGAUUGGGACUUCUUAUAUGUGUUUCCUUUCUUUGUUUGUCGGGAUGACUAGAACCCAUAUAUUGAGGCCUGGUGUUUUAUACUUCAUUACCUCACCGGAUGACCAGAAUGCUAGAUUAUUGCAUAAGGCUUUAGUGAAACCCCUCUGGUUACAACUUUCAAGAAUUGUAUUGAGUGGCUUAAUUUAUAGUAUUUUUGUUCUUGUUGGUAUAGGUGGUGUCACUUAUAGUAUUCGAUUCAUCCCGCCAUAUCUAUUCUCUGGUAAUGGUCAAAUAUUACCAAUAAAAUUGUUUUAUAGGAUAAGUUCUUUCUUAUCCAUUAACCCUGUUUUAUGGAAAUUAUCUGUUGACACCCCCUUAAUCACAAAAUAUGUGAGAGCCUAUUGGGAGAGAGUUUUUAGAAUUGUCUGUCAGCAACUCAGGUUAUCAUCCUUUAUUCUCGACAUCGAUGUGCCAAAAGAGAGAGGUCAUUUGAUUUACAGGUCGAUAUUUCAUCAAUUUGUUUACCACCUUAACAAUAUUAUUGGUACCGAUUGGAAUAGCCGGUAUGGUCUUUUGCCUGACUAUCACCAACCGCAAUCUAAACGGACAGUCAAAGAGUAUUUCAAGCAAAACUCCGACAUUCAUGUUGCUUUCAUUCCUGACGGUAACUUUGUCAGAGCUCCGGAUCAUGAAGCAGCUUCUAAAAGGUACUUGGUAAAUUUAUUUGUUCCCGUUACCAAAGACGAUAAAUUGUUAGCUCCUAUUGAAGCUUCGCGUAAAGCGCCUACUAACUAUGACUCUGAUUCUGACGAGGACAUCACACCAAGCACUUAUUCCGUUGUAUAUAGACCUCCAAAAUUCAGGUAUAGGAUAUUUGCUUUGUUGGUUUACUUGUGGUUUUUUGCGGCUUUGUUGAUUGUUUCAGUGAUUGCAGCAGCAUUUGUUAUCGGCCGCCCAAUAACCCUGUUCUUAUGUCAUUAUGCUAACGGUAGUUUCCUUAAUUUAUUCAGUUUCCAUGAUCUUGAUGGGUAUUGCAUCACCGGUAUUGGUAUUGAUUUACCAUCAAUAAUAUUUGGAACGUUUGUUCUAAUCUAUGGAUUGGGAUGGUUUGACAAAUGGACAGCUUCUAGAAAAGAGCAAGCCCUUUUGGAUAUUGACGAACAUAAUGAAGAGGAACUCAGGGAAGAAGAUUUUGAUAACGUUGAAGAUUUAUUUGAAAAUGUGGAUAUCGAAGUGAUUCCUGCUGGCGCAGUGGAGCUUGUUGAAAAUCAUGGUUGGUUUGCUCGUGCUCAAAGAAUUCCUAACGAUAUCAUUAAACUGGCCAUUAGAGGAUUGAAAUUUGCCUAUAAUAUUCUUAAAAUCUAUGUGACGGUGCUAAUAAUUUGCGCUAUUUCAUUUCUUUGGUGCUUCUACGCCCAUAUUAUUUGUGUCGACUUUCCAUACACAUAUUUCACAGAUAACGAUAAUUUCCAAAAGCUCAGAUCGCUUAUGGAGAGAUUUACUUUCCUUCCAUUGGCUUCAAGCUCACCAAUAUCUACUGAUUCCUUGAAAUUUACCGAGGUACUUGUUAAUAAUAUUGAAGGGUAUGUGUUGAAGCUCAAUUAUAAAACUUUUAUUAUACAUUUCGUGGUAUCAUGGUUUACUUUUAUGCCAUUGAUUACUGCACUUGCCAAGGAAAUCAUGAAUGUCAUGAUGGAUGGUUUGGUAGAAACCUUAACAUGUGAAAACUUAGUCAAUGAUUUUGCUAGACCUUUGAUUCACAAAAUAUUGAGCUACCAAGUUCCUUCAUUCGUUUUGAUAGUGUCGACAAAUAUCUUCAUCAGAUUUUACGUGUAUCGGACACAUCAAUAUAGGAGCUUGAACUCUGUCGACAUUAUAAAUGCUGAGAUGUCUUUCUUCAAUGAUAAUGACAUCACCUUCACAAUCACCCCACGUGCUGUCAAACAGUUGUUGGGUAUCACUUGGGAUUUCAAGUGUAGUCCUGGGACUAUGGACGCUUUAACGCUUCCUGCCAGUUUGCUUGUUGGCUUCAUUUUCCAGACAAUCGAUCAUGUCAAACGUUAUUUCGAUAUGAUGAAUGAAUUGGUGAAAGAUGAAAUGUAUGUGAAAAGCCAACGACUUGAAAAUAUGGAGGUCCUUGAAAAUGAAAAUGGUGAUGAAGAAGAAGAUGAAGACGAGCAUGAUGAAGAUGAACAUGAUGAUGAUGAUGCUGAAGAUGGAGAUCUUGAUGAAAUUGAACUUGAAGAUGAAGAUGAAAGUGAUUCCAGCUUGCUUGUGGACUGA
Messenger RNA from Saccharomycopsis crataegensis, 4413 nucleotides. It is a transcript of the gene SSM4, whose product is annotated as E3 ubiquitin-protein ligase SSM4. The record is from RefSeq and is a predicted model, not a curated record. The coding region runs from base 1 to 4413 and encodes 1470 amino acids. Gene Ontology annotation, cellular component: endoplasmic reticulum membrane. Lineage: Eukaryota; Fungi; Ascomycota; Saccharomycetes; Ascoideales; Saccharomycopsidaceae. Gene Ontology annotation, molecular function: zinc ion binding. The transcript has a single exon.